AAGCAUGCGUAUCGAGCCGUUGGCGAAUGGGGAAGAGAAGAAGUCUAAACUCCUUUUCGGAGAUUCAUAUCGAAGAAGGGUGUUCUUCAACUACGAGAAACGCAUCAGGAUGCAGAGUCCUCCUGAAAAGAUUUUUGAGUACUUUGCAUCUUUUAAAAGCCCGGAUGGUGAGAUUUUCAUGUCACCAGCAGAUUUGAUGAGGGCGGUUGUCCCUGUUUUCCCUCCGUCUGAAUCUGAUAGGGUUAGAGAAGGAUUUCUCAGAGGAGAACACCCUCCUGGCGAGCUUCACUGUGCUCCCUCUGACUUCUUUAUGCUUUUUGAUACCGACAAUGAUGGGCUCAUAUCUUUUCCUGAGUACAUCUUUUUUGUCACAUUGUUAAGCAUUCCUGAAUCGAGCUUCAGUGUGGCUUUCAAAAUGUUUGACCUUGAUCAUAAUGGAGAGAUAGAGAUGGAGGAGUUUAGAAAAGUGAUGGCAUUGAUGCGAUCCUAUAAUAGACAAGGAGCUGGUCACAGUGAAGGCCGACGUGGUGGUCAUAAAGUAGGGAAAUCUGUGGAAAAUGGUGGUCUGCUUCGCUAUUUCUUUGGUGAUGAUGGAAAUGGUCGCCUUAAUCAUGAUAAGUUUGUCCAAUUUUUGAGGGAUUUGCAUGAUGAGAUUGUGCACUUGGAAUUUUCCCAUUAUGAUUUCAAGUCAAGAGGAACAAUUUCUGCUAAGGAUUUUGCACUAUCUAUGGUCGCUUCAGCUGACAUUAACCAUAUAAACAAGUUAUUGGAGAGAGUAGACGAAUUGGAUGACCAUCCAGAUCUUAGGAAUGCACGUGUUACCUUGGAGGAGUUCAAGACAUUUGCAGAGUUACGAAAAAGUCUUCGACCACUGACUUUGGCUAUCUUCACUUAUGGAAAAGUAAAUGGUUCGUUGACGAAACAAGAUUUCCAACGAGCUGCAUCACAUGUUUGUGGUAUUUCUGUUACUGAUAACGUAGUUGAUGUUAUAUUCCACGUAUUUGACGCAAAUCGUGACGGAAGUUUAAGCUCAGAUGAGUUUCUCAAAGCAUUGGAAAGAUGGGAAAGUGAUUUUCGUGAGCCAACUGAGACAGUGAAUAAAAAGCAUACACACAACAUUUCACACAAAAGCCAGCACGAGAUUCAGCUUGCGGUGAACGUUUCAUCUUUCUUAUAAGGUUUGCGUGCUUCGAUCCAGAAUACCAUUCAUUAUUCAUUCUGUAAGAGGACCCGCUGCGUUUGUUACGGUGUUGUUGUGAGCUGUGUAUUUUUAACAAAGUGUUAACAGCAAAUCAAUCUUAUUGAAAUAUUUGGGGGUAUAUAAGCGUUUGUGACUGUUAUUUGUAAGCCCCGGAUGACCUUGAACAAUUAAAGUUGGUGAUGUUAGCUUGGUU
Messenger RNA from Asparagus officinalis (garden asparagus), 1394 nucleotides. RefSeq names its product calcium uptake protein, mitochondrial-like. Gene Ontology annotation, biological process: mitochondrial calcium ion homeostasis; calcium import into the mitochondrion. The record is from RefSeq and is a predicted model, not a curated record. NCBI's taxonomy places the organism in Eukaryota, Viridiplantae, Streptophyta, Magnoliopsida, Asparagales, Asparagaceae. The transcript is spliced from 9 exons. Gene Ontology annotation, molecular function: calcium ion binding. The coding region runs from base 5 to 1177 and encodes 390 amino acids. Gene Ontology annotation, cellular component: uniplex complex.